Aspergillus fischeri NRRL 181 is the source of this 663-nucleotide messenger RNA. RefSeq lists its product as uncharacterized. NCBI's taxonomy places the organism in Eukaryota, Fungi, Ascomycota, Eurotiomycetes, Eurotiales, Aspergillaceae. Bases 1 to 663 code for a protein of 220 amino acids. The transcript has a single exon. The record is from RefSeq and is a predicted model, not a curated record.
AUGAAAGCUCUCAUUCCUAUAACGUCCGCCAUUCUCGGCACCACCGCCGUGGGCGUCUACCUCUUCCGCCAGAACCUCAAAUCCCGCAUCUCAAUAAAAGCGCAACACGGACAUCUUCCGCGCUCAAUAUCCUCCAAUAUCACCACCGCCCCCGAUGAGGUCUUCACCGAGCAGACAGUAGCCGUCUACGACUCGGCCUCGAUAUCGGUGCCACGCGGGAAACUCCCCGCUCUGCCGACUGAGGAACUGCUCACCCGCUUGAUGCGGCGGAAUAUGAGUAGCUUCACGAGAUUGCCGCAAGCGUAUAUCCUGCGAACGAUGAGUACAGAGGCCGAAAAGCCCAGUUUCAAGGCUGCGAACCUCGAGCGCCUGGAUUUCAAGGAGGGGGAUCUCGUCUGCGGCGCUUACCGGGUGAUUCUGCGGACGCCGGGGAAAGUGGAGUUUGAACUGAAGCCGAUGGGGGCUGUUCGCGGUCGUUUGGUGACUACGAUUACGGAGAAGGACGAUCAGAUAGUCUUUAUGAAUGAGACGUUGAUGUGGAAGCCGAAGGGGGAGAAGGGGGUGAUGCCGUUGGAGACUGCGGUGGGCAAGUGGAUGCAUGAGUUGACGGCGUGGUGGAUGGUUGAUUCUGGGGUCAAGCAUUUGAUGGGUUUGAAGAAUUGA